GGGAGAAUAAAAGACAUUUCAAGUAGAAAAAUUCUUGAUGAUGCCACACGAAAACGCCGUCAAAAGCGCCAUCUUGAGGCCUUGGAAAAGGAUAACUUUCAAGAAGACCCCCACUCUCACCUGACAGUGGUCCCUGCCAAAAUGAAGGUCCCUGCCUUCAAUGAUACCAUGGAAGGUAAUUUAUUAUGGAAGUUGUAAAAAUGUAAGCUACAACCAGAAACACAUUAUUAGUUGAGAUGUUUGGCCCCCACCUGCAUCCCCACAGGUAAUUAAUUAGCACUUGUCUUCCCUUUGCACCAAAAAACACUGCCCUUAACAAUCCUAAUUAAGUUUAGUAUAUACUAAAAGAGUGGAUAGUGUUUUUUGCACGCUCUGAUUGCAUACUCAAACUCGGGAUAUCCAGUGCUAUGUACUAAUUCACCUUCAGGCUCCUUGGAAGCAAUGCCAAACUCACUUAGUUAUGAGCUAAAUGGUGUCCCAGUUUGCUACCAAAACAAACAGAGAAAUUUCACAAAUAUAUUAAGAAGCUGUUCCCGAAAAACAUGAAGAAGGCAAAGAAAUCUGGCAGUUUGGCAGUUUUUACGGGUUAAGCUUUAUCUGUUUAACCUAGAAUUUAUUGGUGGAAAAGUUUUUUUUCUCCUAAUACAAAUCAGGUCUUGUGUUACUUCAUGUAACAGAAUGGUUUUAAAGACAGAAAGAAUGUACAACUCUUUUGGAAGAAAUGUCCCCUCAACAGCUAGUCAAAUACAGUGAAACCUCUAUUAAGUGAACACCUUCCGGACCUUCCCAAGUGUUUGCUUAAUAGAGGGAGUCUGCUUAGUACAGUUUAUAAAAAUUGUGCAAUGUUUGUUAUAAAGUUCCAAAGAACCUUUAGGUGAACUUUGAUGGAGGAUCGGCCAGGUACCAGUCUAAUCUACAGUUUAUUGGACAGCUAAAUGUAUUGAUUUAUCCUUAUUAAUUGACUACCGUUUGUAUUUCAAGGACAUAAUCCAAUACUAGUAUUGUCAAUUCAGUGCAGUGUCCGCUUAAUAGAGGUUUUUAACAAUAGAAAUUAGCCAGGUACAUUUUUUUUUAUUGUCCACAUCCACUUAAUAGAGGUGUCCACUGAAUAGGGGUUUGUUAUAAAGGGAAAUAUAAGACAUUUAUUUCGGGACCCAUCUUAGUGUCCGCUUAAUUGGGGCUCUGCUUAAUAGAGGUUUCACUGUACCUUCAAAAGUUUAUAUAAUUUUUUAUAUAUGGACAAGAAAACAUGACAGCCGUUUGGUCAAUUUUGUGCCAAAAUUGAAAUCAUUGGCAGCAAUCUGUGAGUUAGAAAUCAUCAUUUUCACCUCAAUUAUCUGCCACUAUCCACCUCCACUUUGGUAAAUAUUUGUUAUUUCUAAAUGUUCACAGAUAAAAGAAAGAAAAGGAGAUCGAAAACAGGAGAGCUGUUUAAACAGGUCUGUAAAUAUAGGUUAAUGCUCAGCACAUUUCAGUUGACAAUACAACUAUAAACUUACAAGUCUAUAAGAGAGUGUAAGGGGAUAUCGCUUUUUGGUAGGAGGAUAUUUUUUUUAGGUAUUUUUUAAGCCCACUUUCAUACUCAACCUGUGCCGUAGGAUUUGCAACUUUUAUCAUCGCUUCAUCAAGUUUUGAAGAUGGUUCCAGCUUUGUAUAAUACAUUUUUGAAGUACACAUAAAAAUAAUCAGUGCAUAACUUACUUAUUUUUUCUGGGGGCAUUAACAAUAUUAUUCCUUUUGUUUUAUCAAAUUAUUGCAGAGAUUUCGAAGAACUUUUGCCAUGCUACUAGAGGAGGCAGUAAGUAACAAUGAUUCUUUUAACUCUGAAGUCAUUAUUUAACCAACCUUAGAAGAAUAACAUUAAAUUUAGGAGAAAAGAUUUUUCUUUAGAAUAGCAGAUUGUGGACUGCAUGUUUCCUCUUACAGUUGCUGUUCUUGGAAAUCAUGCAUUUCAUGUGUAACCUACAGAUUAGCCAGUUUCCUGUAACUUAUGCUAGCAGUUAUAACUAAACUAAUCUGUACAGUAGGCUGUAGGGCUGAUUUCCAAAAUUAACUGUAGCCAUAUGCAUGACUGCAAUAUCUACUACAUGUCAUAUGAUAUUAAAAAAAUGUCCAUUUUUAUCCAGGAACAGGAAUCUGAAGUUGGUGAACCAUCCUAUUCCUCAGCCAAUGUUCCACCAUCUAAAUUUCCAGAAAGACACUUCUGUUCUGUGUGUGGAUAUCCUUUUAAAAGCAUUUUAAACCAUUACCAAAGAUUCCAUGGCUCCAGCAAAACAUAGCCCCAUUGAAGGGAAGUAGACUUAGAUUUUACAUUCAAGCAGCAAGCUUAAGGAGGUCACAAUAUACAUCAAAUACAUUGCUUAAUGCUAAAUAACAAUAAUACUUCAAAGGUCUUUUCAUAAAAUGAACAGCCUGUGUUGCAGAUGUAAUUUAACCUGGGUUAGUAAUGCCUGCGAAGCAGACUCUAAAGCGCUUUUGAUCAUUUAUAUAUGUUAAAAGGCCCUAUAGUAAAUUUGUAAAUUAUUAUUGUGUUAGCAGCACCAAUACCCUUGUUCUGGGCCUCAAACAGACUCAACAAAUUUCCAGAAGUACAUUUCGCAUUUCCAUUCAUCUUGAUUGGCAAAUCACUUUUAACAAGCUAAUUGUGGUGGUACACUGGCGGGGGCACGGAACAAGGAUUUUGGUGCUGUUUCACAGAUGAACUUAACCAGAGUUUAGUUUUGUUUGUACUUCCUUGACUGGUUCAUACAUUUCCCUCAAACUACACAUGUGUUUCUUGUGGAGCAAGGUAUUGCUGUGUGAAAUGUCUAGGAACACAUCAGGACACAAGAUGCCUCAAGUGGACUGUCUGAUC
Porites evermanni is the source of this 2854-nucleotide messenger RNA. The record is from the annotation of a GenBank genome assembly. NCBI's taxonomy places the organism in Eukaryota, Metazoa, Cnidaria, Anthozoa, Scleractinia, Poritidae.